Penicillium argentinense is the source of this 456-nucleotide messenger RNA. Its product is annotated as Apq12 family protein. The record is from RefSeq and is a predicted model, not a curated record. The transcript is spliced from 2 exons. Bases 1 to 456 code for a protein of 151 amino acids. NCBI's taxonomy places the organism in Eukaryota, Fungi, Ascomycota, Eurotiomycetes, Eurotiales, Aspergillaceae.
AUGGACUUAGAGAACUUCCAAAACCUCCUGCAACACCCACUCGUCGCACACGUCAAGGAUAAAUCAAUGUCGCAGCUCGCGAUGCAGCUCACCUUCAUCCGAAGCGCCUACGUAGACCCCUACGUGAUCGACCCGCUCUCCUCAUUCCUCGCCUCAACCACUGGAUCCGUGGAUAUCUUCUCCGUUCUCAUCCUCGUCGCGAUCCUCUACAUCUCACUCCGGAUCCUGGACUAUGCCCGGCGCGUGAUUAUGUUCUGGGUCUUCCUGGCUCUGCGACUGGUUUUUGGGAACGCGAGUCGGGAUCUGGGAUGGGCGUGGGGUGUUGUCGAGGGGUUUGUGGAAGAUUUCCAGGCUCGCUCGGCUGCUGGUUCUGGGCGCCCUGGUGCGAGUUCGUACGGGAACAUUCCUACUUGGAGCUCUGGGAAGAAGGGGAAGAGACACGGAAGCUGGAGGUGA